Hevea brasiliensis (rubber tree) is the source of this 1730-nucleotide messenger RNA. RefSeq lists its product as uncharacterized. Gene Ontology annotation, biological process: mRNA splicing, via spliceosome. The transcript is spliced from 10 exons. The record is from RefSeq and is a predicted model, not a curated record. NCBI's taxonomy places the organism in Eukaryota, Viridiplantae, Streptophyta, Magnoliopsida, Malpighiales, Euphorbiaceae. Gene Ontology annotation, cellular component: nucleus. The coding region runs from base 35 to 1582 and encodes 515 amino acids. Gene Ontology annotation, molecular function: RNA binding.
CAUGAAUUACAGAAGAAGGUAAACACCCAUAGCCAUGGAGAUGGAGACGGACAUGGAGAUGGAGGAAAGUAAAGAAACCGAUUCGCAAUCGCAAGCGACAGAGGGAGAUGAUUGUUCAUUUGUGUGGGACGAAACCACUCGCCUCUACUUCCAUGCUAGCACUGGAUUUUACCAUGACCCUACUGCUGGCUGGUACUAUAGCAGUAGAGAUGGACUUUAUUACAAGUUUGAGAAUGGGAGUUAUGUGCUUUUGGAAUUCGACAAGGUUAAUGCAAUUGAAUCACAUAGUUCACCAGGAAUAGUUCCUGAUAAUUCUGUUCAAGAUGAGUCAUCUACACAGUUCUGUUGCCAUAGUGAGGAGAAUGUUUCUUCAUUGCCAAUGGAUCAAUCUGAUGCCUACCCAUUUAGUGAAACUGUUCCCGAUGAAAGUGCUCUCGGUGAGCCACCGUGCAUGUGGUACACAAAAUGCACUACUGAUCAACCAACUGAAAAUCCACCUCCACCAUCAGAGUGUGUAUAUAUUCAAUUCAGGUUAGAAGAAACCCUCAUCAACCUUUAUCUCUCUGGGUAUAACCAAGUAAUCAAUAAUGUUGAUGUUUCAGCAGCGUCUUUGGAAGUCAAUGGCGGCGAUAGCUUAAACUGUUCGGCUGAUGGUGCGUCUAAUGAUGAUACUCAGAUGUUAAAAGAUGGUGAUUGGAUCUCAGAACAUCAUUGUAAAGUAACUGAUGAAUGUGAAAGUACCAUAGAUAAAGAUGCUUCAAGGGAUGAAGAAAAUUGGCAAGCUCAGUAUGGUGAAGUAGUUCAUUCUAGGGAACAGCCAGUACAAGAUAUUCGUGCUGUGGAUUUGUGGGACUGGGCAAAGAUCACAGGUUUCGGAAAGGAUGGAAAAGGUCAGACAACUAGGCUGGUUGGACGGCUGGUGAAACAGUCUGCUAAGCUUCAUCCUUCUAUGCCUUCCAGUGGCAGUUUUUUCAGAACUGCUCCAAUAUGUGAAGCACAUCUUGACCUGGUACGAGUUAGAACAGGGCAAGUGUAUAAGUUGCAUAGUCCUUGUGCAAGAUACUUGGCUUCCUUGUCAAGUUAUGAUUCUGCCAACCCAACAAAAGAUUGGGGUGUCCCUGAAUUAUCAAUGAACAUUCAAUAUAUCCCCUUAACAAAAUCUAGUGAGAAAAGUGAACUAAAAUUGGCAGAUGAAGACACUGAUUGCAAGGGCAUGUUUACAUCACCCAGUCAUCAUUCCAUAUCUAAAAAGCAAAGAAUCUAUGAAUAUAGGGAUAGAGCUGCUGAGAGGAGAAACUUUCAUGGUGGUUUUGGUGUGGGCCCUGGGCAAAAGAGUACAUUAGUUGAUGAAGUUUGUAGCCCUUCAUCUCCUGUUUCGACUUCUACAGAGAAUGCUGCAGCUGAAGCCUUGAACAUGUCAUUUGGAACUGGGAGUUAUGCCAGGAAAAUGCUUGAAAAGAUGGGCUGGAAGGAGGGGGAGGGUCUGGGCAACACAAGAAAGGGCUUGAUCAAGCCUCUACAAGCAGUUGGAAACGUAGGCAAUGCUGGAGUGGGGUGGCCUGGCGGCAGAAUGACCGAGUAAAGAACAACUGACAGCUGAAUAUUUGUUUGGGAGAAUUAUUAGUUUUCUGUAUGUUUGUCAUUAUUCAUCAGCAUGUCUCUGUAUAUUUAUAAAUAUAUUAGUGUAUCUAUAACCUUUUAUUUUAUCUACCAUUUAAUCAUUCCGUAUA